AAAAUGUCAUAUCAGCCUAUCUAAUUUUCUAGAUAUCCCUGAUUUUUAAUUUACUCGUCUAUUUUGACCUAUUCGAAUAUAAGAAGAAGAGGAAUACUGUUUAUCAAACGUUCAUUUGGUUUCGACGAUUAUAUACGACAAUUAAAAGAAGCUCAGAAUGGCAUCAGGAUUGGAAGCCUACAUAAAUCACACAGUGUCUAUAAUAACCGCAGAUGGUCGCAAUUUUAUUGGUACCUUAAAAGGAUUCGAUCAAACUAUUAAUGUGAUCCUUGACGAAUCACACGAACGUGUCUUUUCUACGACAUCGGGUAUAGAACAGAUUGUAUUGGGCCUGCAUAUAAUCCGUGGAGAUAACAUAGCCGUAAUUGGAUUAAUCGAUGAUCAAAUUGAUUCACGACUUGAUUUGGGAAAUAUACGCGGAGAACCUUUGGGUCCAGUUGUACAUUAAAGCUAUUUAAAAUAAUAAAACCAAUACUUAGUUCUAGAAAAUAAA
Messenger RNA from Ceratitis capitata (Mediterranean fruit fly), 493 nucleotides. Its product is annotated as U6 snRNA-associated Sm-like protein LSm8. Gene Ontology annotation, molecular function: RNA binding. NCBI's taxonomy places the organism in Eukaryota, Metazoa, Arthropoda, Insecta, Diptera, Tephritidae. The transcript has a single exon. The record is from RefSeq and is a predicted model, not a curated record. Gene Ontology annotation, cellular component: U4/U6 x U5 tri-snRNP complex; precatalytic spliceosome; U6 snRNP. The coding region runs from base 158 to 448 and encodes 96 amino acids. Gene Ontology annotation, biological process: mRNA splicing, via spliceosome.